UGCGCAAAGGGGGCGGCGCACCGCGCAUGCGGGAACAUGGCGGGCCUGACAUCUUGAACAGUAGUGGGUCACCUUCCUUUCCUCCCUUCUGUGUUAGCGACGCUGAAGUUCGUGGGGGUAGUGACGCUCCUGUGUGUAGGGCGGCCUAGACAGGCGGCGCCUCGGAGGAGUCGCAGGAUCUGGUUCGCGCUGAGCCCCCGGAAAGCCGUGUGUUGGAGGCGUAGCUCGAUCAGAGCGGGAGAAGGCGGGAGAGUGCGCAGGGUGCGAGGGGCGAAUGGCUGCUCGGCUCGGCAGCAUGAGUCAGCAGCGGGCACCGAGGAAAUUGCCCAGCCUCCUCGUGAACCCGGCGGAGGAGACCAUUCGCCGCCGCUGCCGAGACCCGAUUAACGUGGAGGGCCUUUUGCCGUCAAAAAUAAGGAUUAAUUUAGAAGAUAACGUACAAUAUGUGUCCAUGAGAAAAGCUCUAAAAGUGAAGCGGCCUCGUUUUGAUGUGUCCCUGGUUUACUUAACUCGAAAAUUUAUGGAUCUGGUCCGAUCUGCUCCUGGGGGUAUUCUCGACUUAAACAAAGUUGCGACCAAGCUGGGAGUAAGAAAACGGAGAGUGUAUGACAUCACCAACGUCUUAGAUGGAAUUGACCUAGUUGAAAAGAAAUCUAAGAACCAUAUUCGGUGGAUAGGAUCUGAUCUUAGUGAUUUUGGAGCAAUACCCCAGCAAAAGAAGCUGCAGGAGGAACUUUCUGACUUAUCAGCAAUGGAAGAUGCUUUGGAUGAAUUAAUCAAGGAUUGUGCUCAGCAGUUGUUUGAAUUAACAGACGACAAAGAAAAUGAAAGACUAGCAUACGUGACGUAUCAAGAUAUUCAUAGCAUUCAAGCCUUCCACGAACAGAUCGUUAUUGCAGUUAAAGCUCCCGCAGAAACCAGACUGGAUGUUCCAGCUCCCAGAGAAGACUCUAUCACAGUACACAUAAGGAGCACCAAAGGGCCUAUUGAUGUUUAUUUAUGUGAAGUAGAACAGGAAAAUACAAGUAACAAAGUGUCUGAAGACGUAGGGACCUCUUCCUCUAAAAGCAAGCCUCCAGAACACCCUGAGAAAGCAGAAGAAAAUCCUCCUCAGCAGUGAAGAGCUGCUUGAAGUAAGCAACUGACUACCUAUAGCAUUUGAGAAUUCGUGUACUAAGUUCUUUUGGAAGAUCCGGUGUGGAAGAAUGGCGCAUCAGAUUUGAUUCUCAGCAAUAAUCAUCUGUGAACUUCUCGUGCCCAGUUAGGAGCAGCACUGCGGCCAGUAGGAUCUUCUUCCUCAUCAGUAGCAUUAAGGCCAGUAAUCUCUUUAAGCAGUUCACUGCUUGAAUUUCUGGAUAAUUAUGGUUUAAGCAUUUGAAAAUAACUCUUAUUAUAAUUAUGCACUGCUUUUUGCCCGUGAGACAGACACCUUGCCUACUGAAAUAACUUCAUCACAAAGGGUGUCACUGAGACAGAUGAUCAGGACUGAAAUGUACGGUUCGUCGCGGAUGCUCCCCUUUCCUUCAAAGAUCGUGUGUCAUAAAUCACAAAAGAAAUUGCCUUACACAGGUUCACAUUUGCAUUUAAAUGUUGUAAAUUGGAUAAGUAUAGACAAAUGAAUCUGAAUGUGAUGUCUUUGUAUAUAUCUGUAUAAUGUUAGAUUACUUAUCAGAAAUGUCUAAGUGAAGCUUUUCACCAUUGUACAGCCAAAACAAUGUAUAUAUGGAAAGUAACUGACAAAGCCUCUAAUUUCUGUGGUGUUUAUAACUUAUUAGAAUCCUCUGAAUGAGGGUUAGAAGAUUUUUUUUUUCAAACUUCUAUAUGUAGAAGUAUCAAAAAUGUGCUAUACAUUUAAAAUUCAUGGAUUUAAUUAAAGUAUUUUAAUAUGGUUUCCAGUGCCAAAAUUGGAGCCUGAUACUUCUUAAUAUCAACCUACCUACAGGAUUAUUGUAUCCCAUUAGACUGAUGGCACACUCUAAGGCUCAGUGACCAAGUAUAGGCUGUUAGGUGAUGGCUUAACUCAUUGCGAGAUAUCAAUUCAACGGUGGUGAAAAUUGGAACCUAUUUUAAAGCUCUUUGUAAGCAGAUUUUGUAAUAUGUUUCUGUAAGUCUGCAACCUUGCUCUUCAGUCAGUGGUUUUACUUAUAAUAAGUUGUACCCUGCCCUGUCUCCACUACAGCCCCACAUUUCCAAGUACCUAGCCAUUUCUACCUCACUGGGUAAUCAUUUACCUCUCUCUGUGCCUCAAUUAACUCAGUAGUUUGCCAUUAGACUGUGAGCUCCUUGAGUGACUUUGUCUUAUUCUUUGUUAUAUUCCAGCACCUUGUACCAUGCCUGGCACAUUAAUGCUGCCAAAUAAAUGUUUGAACAAAUCAGUGAGUGAGUGAGUGAAUUAUAAAAUUAGACUGAUAAUAUACUUGGCUUGUCUGUCAUACACGAUUCUUGUGAGCAUCAAUCAAAUUCACAUUUUAAACCUUUUAUGCUUUCAAAGAAAGAUUUGAUUCAAUUUGAGAUCAAGACUGUAUAAUAAGACUUAAGAAUCAAAAACCGAAGUACUGAAAAAUAACACUGCUGAUAAAAUCUGGGUUCUUGGAAUUUCCUUAAGCUUGCUUUUUCUAAGUUGUGAUGUGAUUAAGUUAGCUAUCCAUUAAACCCAUUGCCAUCGAGUCAAUUCCGACUCAUAGCGACCCUAUAUGACAGAGUAGAACUGCCCCAUAGGGUUUCCACAGAGCACCUGGUGGAUUCAGACUGUUGACCUUUUGGUUAGCAGGCGUAGCACUUAACCACUACACCACCACGGCUUCCUCAAUUAGCUAAGAUGUGUAUAUAUCGAGAGUUUAGGACUCACAUACCUCUGAGCUGCAGCGGCUUUUGCCAGCCUUAUCCCACAGCUCAGCACCAACCUCCUCUCUCCCAACAGUCUCUGCUGGCUCAUUGCUCCAUCCUAGGACUGCGGAUUUUGCUCCUCCCUCUCAGUGGUUGCCCUCAAGCCUUUUUCCCCCCAUUCUUUGUUUUAUACCAAAAAAAAAAAAUUUUUUUUUUUUUUUUUGGUUUUAUACAAGCAAAAAAUUAUUUGAACUGAGCCAAAGAGAAGCUACGGGGACCACUAUUUGAUCACUGUUGGACUGACUACAUGGUGGUAUGGUUUAACAAAAUAGCGGAUACAGGAGAAACGGCAAGGUUUGGGUAAAAAUUGUUUGGACAUGUUUGAUGAGUGAGAGUUUAGGCAAGCGGUAUGUAUGAGUAGGUCAGCCGUUCAAUGCAGAGAUCUGAGCUCUGCACAGUAGAUUUGGCCGUCAGUUAAAAUGUUAUGAUUAAAACCGUGAGAGUGGAUGAGACCACCUAAUAAGAGGGUGGAGCAGGACAAAAGGAGAGAACUUCUCUAUUUAACAAGGAACACAGAGGAAAAAAACCUUUAGCCCCAAGAAGGAGUAAUGAGAGGAGAACGUAGUGUCCCAGAAACCAAUAAAGAAGCAUUUCCAAAGAUGAAAGUGUCAUUUCUGAGCCACAGUUUCUUACUUGUGAGAUGUGACAAUUGUUCUGGGAGUCAAAUGGGAUGAUGUAAGCAAAAGUCCUUUGUAGCCUGUAGAUGUGUUGGACAAAUUAAGUCUUUCUCCGCCCUUGUCACUCCACAUUCAGGUGUUUGGUCUCUGCUUUUUAGAACUGCUAAAGUAAGCACCUCCUGAACCAUCUUCCAGGCUCAUCCUCCCCACCCUAUCCUGAACAUCAUUGUGCUAUCUGUCUGUAUAUACACUACCACUUUCUUCCAUGUCACAAAGCCCUGUUGAGAAAAUUUGAAUAUUUCUAUAUUUCCUUUAGGCUGAAGUCCAAACUGUGAUAUGAGGCCUCCAGGCUAGCCCCAACCUAACUUUCCAAACUGUCUUGCUACUUGCUUUGCAAGCCGUCAGCCCAGAGCAGAUUCGCCCAUGCCUGAGGCACAUGUUGUACUUUGCCUUCUCUGUGCCUCUGCUGUUACCAUUCUUCUGCCUGGAAUUGUCGCCCUCUUCCCUGUUUUUCGAAAUCAUACCUCCAUUCUGGACCUGGCUUAACCAGGCCUGGCCUAUACCCUUCCCUUCACUUUACCCCCAUCAGGUAUACAAUCUAAAACCUGUUGCCAUCAAGUCAGUUCCAACUCACAGUGACCCUACAGGACACAGUAGAACUGCCCCACAGAGUUUCCAAGGAAUGCCUAGUGGAUUCAAACAGCCAACCUUUUGGUUAGCAGCUAUAGCUCUUAACCACUACGUCACCAGGAUUUCCAAAUAGGGUCUAUACGGGGCAUUGGUGCUCAUCUUCCUCUUAUUUUGCCAUUGUUUUUCCCAGCUGCCAUUCCAUGCUGUCAGAGAGUAGAGAUCAUAAGUAACAUGUUUCUAUCUCCUACGUUUAGAUAGUGUUCAAAAAACUGGUUUUCCAAAACACAAACCAACCAACAAAAUUAAGCUGAAUUUACACUGGAAGAAAAAAAUUAUUACUCUGUACCAAUUUUGCAUUUUGUUAAAAAGUUACAGCACAUCUGACUUAAUUGUCCCUUAUCUCAGCAGAAGAUGAACAUCAUCGCGCCCUGAGUAUGCCGUUGUAAAGAAGGGGGCUUUAAACUUGAGGCAAGGUGACCCCUUUUGUCUCUUUCUUUUGACCCCUCUUAGGUAGCAGGUAUCAGCUUAGCAGAUGCAUGUAUUGAUUUGCAUCAAGUUGGAUACCCGGCAUUGCACAAGUGAUCAAUAGUACUGCUGCAGCCUUGGAGGGCCUUAAGGCGGAGCCAGCGUUUCUCUUUUGUACAGGAGUGAUAAAGAAGCUGUGUCUCAAAACCUCAGGACUCUGCCACUUAUCCAUCAUAAUUAAAAAUGAAUAUAAGAAGAAAACCACCUAAGUGAUUAAAAGCAAUUCAUUCUACCACAGUAUUUCCGAGUUGGUGCUUUAAUUCUGCUAUUAACUAUUGGGUUAUCCAGCUCACAGUGGCCAGGCUCAGCCAUGCCAGGUGUUGCUGAGAAUUAAGGCAGUGCCUUCUCCUGGGUUCUAUCUUUGGCUCCUGUAGCUUUUCUGACCACUAAAGGCAGAUUUGGCAGCCUGCUUGGCCUUGGGCCUCACUGUCACUCUGGUCAGGUGGGGGGCUGGAGCGAUGUUCAGGGCUUUUAGCCUGGCUGGCCUUUAAAGGACAGUAGGUGGGGGCUAAGAGGAGGAAGACAAAUCCCCUCAGAGAAGGGAGAGAAAGGAGCAGAAAAUGAAAGGGAAGAAGGAGCCAGGGUGAAAGAAGAAAGAGGGAAGGAUGUGAAGGAGGGGUGGAAAGAGAAGAGAGGAAGAGAGUGAUGAUGUGGGCUGGGGGAUGGGAGUAAGAGGGGUAGCCUGCAGCCAGAGAAGAGGGCCAACUCGGUGUGUCCACUCCCCCAGACCAGAGGCCCCCAAAGCAUCACUAGCGUCAGUGUGGAGGCUGGCUGUGAGAUGCCUAGUGGUGAAGGGUUGCAAUUAAUUUUAAGAAACUUCUUUUAAAGCCUUGGUGUAGUAUCAAGGAAGAAUAUCCUCAAGUAUCUGGAGAGGCUGUUAAAAAUACUUUCUGUUUCCAACUACUUAAUUGUGUGGGGUUAGAUUUUUCUCCUGUACUUCAACCAAAACAACGUAUCAACAGAAUGAAUGCAGAAGCAGAUAGAAGAAUCUGUCUUCUAUGAGGCCAGACAUUAAAGAGAUUUGCAAAAACGUAAAAUAAUGCCACUCCUGAUGUAAUUGUUUUUGUUUUAGAAAAUAGAGUAUUUUUCAUAAAAAUAUGUUGAUACAUAAUGCACUUACUAUUGCUGAAUCAAUAAAUGAUUUUUUAAUUUUCUGUUUGAAUUUCCUGUUCUAUAACUAUCACUUGCUACAGUCUGUAGAUGGACAAACGCUCUUUGGGGUCCUCAGUAACUUUUAGAGUAUAAAGAAGUCCAGAGACAAAAGAGUUUGAGAACUGCUACCCUAGCUUAUUCUACUCAAGGGCUGGGAACUUUGGGGCAUCCCUCAUUUUCUUGAGAGCUGAAGUGUUUGUAGGUCUUGACCCCAAGAGAUAUUUUGCUGUGUAUAUUCUCCACAACACCACCACCAACAACAAAAAAUACAAGAGGGCUUCUAGAACCCCAGCCAUUAUGCCUACAUACUUGCCAGCCAGAAGGAAGAAGAAAGAGAAGAAGGGUACACUCUGCCCUGCAAGGUGUACACUUCACUGGGACAUCCACUGGCCACAUCUUACCCACUUGGACUUGGAAAUGUAAUUUGGGGUGGGAGGGGCAGCCAUGUGCCCAGAUAACAUUCAGGAGUUCUGUUACUAUUGGAGAAGGAAAGGAUACAGGGUGGGGUAGACAUUCCUAGUGUUCACCAAUAUCUGAUUCUCCCCUUGUGGGCACCUUAGUGAAACCAUGUGACUAGUUCUAGCCAGUCGGCUAUAAUGGGAAGUGAUGCAUGGGGAAAAGACCAUGGCAUUUCUCCAUCCCCUCCUUCCUGCCUCAGCCACCAAAAAAGCCACAGGUUUCAGAUGGUGAAGCUACAAGAUACUGGAGCCCUCAUCAACCUGAAUCCCUGGAGACCAUGGAAGAGAGGCUCUGCCAAUUUGCAUGCAAUAUAUGAUAUGUGUCGAAUCGUUGAGAUUGUGGAGUUGAUUUGUUAAACUACAGAAUAACCAAUACGUUUGGGGACAACUAGCAAUCUCAGCCAUAGGUCAAUAGGUGAAAGAAUGAUACAAUCAAAAUAGUCACACACCAAACCAGUGUCAUAAAUAGCUUUGGCACACUCUAAAUUGCUGUCAGUUGCUAUGACCAGAAAGUUGAAAUAUUGAUCACUUGAUAAAAAUUGACUCCUUGUGAAUCCAUUUGUUGACUACUAGUGGAAUGAGGAAGUCUCUGGGUGGUGCAAAUAGUUAACAUGCUCACCUGCUAAACAAAAGGUUGAAGGUUCAAGUCCACCCAGAGGCACCUUGAAGGAAAGGCCUGGAGAUGUCCUUAUGUAAAUCAGCAAUUGAAAACCCUGUGGAGUACAGUUCUACGCUGAUACACAUGGAGUCGCCAUGAGCUGGACUCAAUGAUAACUGGUUUAUUGUAAGGGGAGUCUAAUACAAAUUUAUGUAAUGAUUGCCAUCUAGUGGAGAAUUUACAGAUAUUAUUCAGAUUUAUUUACUUGCUUUUAAUUAAGCAAGAUACUGCUGGCAAAUGGCAUUGACUUUAUAAAACAGUGUCCAGAUCUCAUUCUUGUUGAUAAAGUGAAUUUAUGCUAACUUUAACAUACAAGAUCUAAAUGGCACAACUUGGGAAUUAAAAAGUUAUAGCCGAUAAGAAUUCAGCAAAAAUGGAAUAUUCCUCAGUAGAGAAAUGAAAUCUCGAUACAUGCUACAGUAUGGAUGGAGCUUGAAGACAUUAUGCUGAGUGAAAUGAGCCAAUCACAACACGACAAAUACUGUAAGACCUCACUUAUAUAAAAAGAGAAGAAAAAGGAAAUGUAGAGACUGAAGUUUUUUA
Molecule: messenger RNA, 7469 nt
Organism: Loxodonta africana (African savanna elephant)
Lineage: Eukaryota; Metazoa; Chordata; Mammalia; Proboscidea; Elephantidae
Gene: E2F6
Product: E2F transcription factor 6
Exons: 7
Coding region: 275-1120 (281 amino acids)
Biological process (GO): regulation of transcription by RNA polymerase II
Cellular component (GO): RNA polymerase II transcription regulator complex
Molecular function (GO): protein dimerization activity; DNA-binding transcription factor activity, RNA polymerase II-specific; RNA polymerase II cis-regulatory region sequence-specific DNA binding
Source: RefSeq, a predicted model, not a curated record